AUGACUAAUUUGGAAACUAGUCUUGCUCAGUCAGGGCACCAGCACGUCCCUGCGACACCAGAGCCGACAGUAGCGGAACCAGAUCCAGAGCCAGAAGAAUCACAGGCAAGAUAUGAUCCAAUGGAUGUGGAUCUAGAGGUAAUACCUGAGGAAGAACCCGGAGAGGACGAGCUCGAGGGUGAGCCUGAGGAGGCGCCGGAGGAUGAGCCAGUAGAGGAGCCAGAGGAGGAUCCCGAAGAGGAGUCUAUUGGCGAGGAAAGGAUUGAAGUUCAGGUAGAGUUGGGAGAUGAGGAUAACCCAAUCGAGAUUGAGGCUGAUUCGGGGUCGUCAGAUGAGCACGUGCCUGAUGAGGUUUCAGAUGAGGAUGAUGAGGAGAGUGAAUCAGAGUGGACGCCAUCCAAAGGGCGUAGGGGCUAG
Syzygium oleosum is the source of this 417-nucleotide messenger RNA. RefSeq lists its product as uncharacterized. The transcript has a single exon. Lineage: Eukaryota; Viridiplantae; Streptophyta; Magnoliopsida; Myrtales; Myrtaceae. The record is from RefSeq and is a predicted model, not a curated record. The coding region runs from base 1 to 417 and encodes 138 amino acids.